CUCUGCGUCGUACACUGCUCGGACACACCGCAAAAUGAGAUCAAAUGGUACAAUUGCGCUUCUGCUUGUGGCGAUUAGUGCCUACUACGUUUAUUUACCAAUUCCUGGGGAUAUUGAAGAAAAAUGGAAACUAAUGAUAACGGACAGCUUCUUCAGAAGUCUCAGCCACAUGGCUGACCUCAGUGAGCUCCUGGGCCUGAAGGACUACAUGGGGGUGAUGAUGUUCAUCACGGUGCUGGAGAGGGUGGUCCCGGUGACGGACAGGCGGGUGUGGGUGACGGAGGAGGUGUUCGACGGGGUGGACAUGGUGGUCUACCAGCCUGGCCAGCAGGGCGGCGCCAGGGAGCUGCGCAGGGCUGUCGUCUACCUGCACGGAGGAGGGUGGUGCCUGGGCAGCUCCAGAAUGGAACCUUAUGAUCUUCUUGCCAGGAAGAUGGUUGUCGAGCUCAACGCAGUCGUCAUUUCUGUGGAGUACCGGCUGGCCCCAGCGCACCCCUUCCCCGCCCCGUUCGAGGACGUGUACCGGGGGGUGCGGUUCUUCCUCCAGGAGGCGGUGCUGGCCCGGUACUCCGUGGACCCGACCCGGAUCGCCGUGUCGGGGGACAGCGCCGGCGGCAACCUGGCAGCCGCUGUGGCUCAGAAGCUGCAGCAGGAGCCGGGCCAGCAGGUGGCGCUGAAGGCCCAGGCCCUGCUCUACCCGGUGCUGCAGGCCCUGGACCUCGACACCCCGUCCUACCGGCAGAACCAGGACAUGCCCAUCCUGCCGCGCACACUGAUGGUGCGCUUCUGGAGCGAGUACUUCACCAGCGACAAGUCGCUGUUCCGCGCCAUGCUGGCCAACGCGCACAACUCCGCCGCGUCCGCGCCGCUGCUCAAGUUCGUCAACUGGAGCUCGCACCUGCCGGAGAGCUUCCGCGGGCCGUACCGCUACAGCGCGCCCGACGCCGGCCCCGCCCCGCCCUUCGGCGCCAUCGCGGACCCACGGGCGUCGCCCCUGCUGGCGCCGGACGGCGCCCUGCGGCGGCUGCCCAAAGCCUACAUCCUCACGUGCGAGUACGACGUGCUGCGCGACGACGGCGUGAUGUACGCCACGCGCCUCCGCCGCGCGGGCGUCAACGUCACGCACAGCCACUACGCGGCCGGCUUCCACGGCGCCCUCAUGUUCACCGCCUGGCCCGCCGACUUCCGCAUCGCGCACCGCAUGACCGAGGACUACGUCGGCUGGCUGAGAGAGAACCUGUAG
Conger conger (European conger) is the source of this 1243-nucleotide messenger RNA. Its product is annotated as arylacetamide deacetylase-like. NCBI's taxonomy places the organism in Eukaryota, Metazoa, Chordata, Actinopteri, Anguilliformes, Congridae. The record is from RefSeq and is a predicted model, not a curated record. The coding region runs from base 35 to 1243 and encodes 402 amino acids. Gene Ontology annotation, cellular component: membrane. Gene Ontology annotation, molecular function: carboxylic ester hydrolase activity. The transcript is spliced from 5 exons.